AUGAUUGUUGAUAAUGAUCACUUUGACGUCAGUGUUCGUUUUGAAUGGUGUAGAGCAGAGGGACUGAAAUAUUUUUUCAACACAGAGAACGUACCAAACUUGGUCAAUGUGAUGUUUCAAGAAAGAACGUUUAAUCACGAAAACACCGGAUUGUCACCAUCACAAUGGUUGGAACGGGUUCUUGACGUAACGAAUUGUGAAUCUCUUCAAGAAGUUUUUCUCUGCGGAUCUCCAAAGCUAGAAGUGUGCAAUACUCUCGCUCUACUGACAAAAGUUUGUAAUUUAAACAUCAUGGAGGACUGUUCCGAUAGCUUUGCAAAAAAAGCUCUGGAAAUCGUCUCACCAGUUACCAGGGAGAUCGUAUUGUUCAAAAUUCCGUUUGAGACCAGAGAAGAGUUCCAAACUUUUCUGAAGAGCAAUUUAAACUAUUUGAAUAUUGAGACCAGCACUUUCCCGACGUUUAAAUUCACUCUUGAAGAUCUGAUGAUCACGAAUGCCCUUAAAUUGAAUCUUAAUAAUGGGAAAUUAAAUCUCAAAGAAAUUAAUCAAUUCUUCAGAAAUUGGAUGGAAAUAAAUGUGAUCCAAGACUGGAGCACUUGA
Caenorhabditis remanei is the source of this 600-nucleotide messenger RNA. RefSeq lists its product as uncharacterized. The coding region runs from base 1 to 600 and encodes 199 amino acids. NCBI's taxonomy places the organism in Eukaryota, Metazoa, Nematoda, Chromadorea, Rhabditida, Rhabditidae. The transcript has a single exon. The record is from RefSeq and is a predicted model, not a curated record.